AUGCUUGACGAAAACCUCCCGACAUAUCGCUUCAAGACCUCUUCAGAGAAUCCACUCAAUAAUAUUCUCUAUUUCACACACAACGGAUCAGAUCCCGCGCCCGAGUACCUCAUCAAGCGAUCGUCGCCUUCCGAAGCCAAUGGCCAAUAUGCGCUCGGCAUAUUCGACUCUCAGAACACUUCUGUGAUAUACGCAGAGGUCGAUGUCAAACCUGACUGGGUAGCGCCCACUUUGUCUGCAGCUGAAAUCCGCGCGCAAAACGGAAACCGACCGCCCAAGACACCUAUCAUCCCAGAUACCUUUGCGGUUUCAUUGUACAACCCCGAUCAAGCUAUACCCGUCAAGCAACAACCAGGAAGUUGGGGAAAGACGGGUGCUUGGGAGUUUGAGCUUCCCGAGAGAUCCUUUAAGCUACCCAGUGCUAGCCAGAUUGACCAGGAGGAUCGUCCGUCUCUGGCCGAGUUGGUUCCCAAAGUUGUGUUUCGCUGGAAACGUGAUGGCCGUCUGAGCAAGGACAUGACAUGUUAUAUGACAGGACGAAAUGUGGGUGGAAAAAAGAGCAAGGAACCUGAUAUUACGGUAGCAUUUUUCCGCGCCAAGCAUGACUCGACUUUAACCAUUUAUGAACCCAACAUGGCCCGCGUUGAGAUCGAGGACAGAAGGGGUCUUGAGAUUGCUCUUCUCAUGAGCGCUGAGACAAUCAAGGAUCUGUAUCUGAACCCUAGCCAGGACCCUUUCCACCUACAAACCUCAUCUAAUGGCCGGCGUCGCCAGAACUCUCGCCCAGCAGCAAGUUCUUCGGCAGGCCCAACAAUGGCGGGUGCUCUCAAUAACAACCGUCCAUCGUCACCUCCUCGAGCACAAGCAUCCCCACAACAGUCAAGCAACCAAGCCCAGCGAGAAGCUGAGGUCGAGGCGGAAACACGACGCUUACAAGCAAUGGUCGCAGAGGAAGAACGCAAAAGACGUGAACGUGAAGCGCAAGAGGAAGAAGAACGCAAGAGAAUCCAGAAGAUGCUUGAGACUGAGGAACAAGAGCGCCGGAAGAGAGAUGCCGCGGUCGAACAAGAAACAGAAAGACUCCGUCGAGAAUACGGCAUGGCUGGGCAAGACUUCCAGAGUCCCACGAGUCCGGGUCACCCAUCACCAUCACCGCCCUUACCUCCAAGACCACAGUUUGCGUCAGGCGCAUUGAACCCCCCAAACAACCUGCCUCAAAGACCCAACAGUGUUGGGCCAACACCGUAUGGCACUCCUCAGCCAAGCUUUGCUCCUCCUCCUUCGCAACCUCAGCCAGGCCCCAGCGAGAACGGAAAGAAACGUCAUGGUCUGGGUGGCCUGCUGCAGGGUCCCUACGCUGGACCAGCAGCAGCAAGUGUCAGUGGCUUCUUCAGCAGUCGAAAGGACGAAGAGAAGCGAAAGAAGGUUCAGAAGAAGCGAAGCGUGCACUUUUGA
Fusarium proliferatum ET1 is the source of this 1455-nucleotide messenger RNA. RefSeq lists its product as uncharacterized. Bases 1 to 1455 code for a protein of 484 amino acids. Lineage: Eukaryota; Fungi; Ascomycota; Sordariomycetes; Hypocreales; Nectriaceae. The record is from RefSeq and is a predicted model, not a curated record. The transcript has a single exon.